AAUUUCACCUUCGCUGCAAACUCUCCAACCAAAACGGUUACCCAAAUUGAUCACAUAGCUAUUCUUCCAUUGUUUCUUUCUUCUUUCUUGCCAAGACCCUUUCUUUAUAUUAAGAUUAACCCAAUAGAAUGUUAUCCAACUGGACCAAUUCUCUUUUAUUACUCCCUCUGUUAUCAUUUCUUUAUUCAAUUGCUUGCGCAAACUAAUAAGCAGCACAAGGAAGGAAGAGCACAGCAAAAACACCUCCCACCAAACAACACAGUUUUUAGCUUUAACUGGAUCGCUUACAGAUUGUAGAUUUAAGGUGGUUGGUUUAGUCUGGAAUUUGGAGUGGAGGUAGUGUUCGUAGUUUUGAUCCCAUGGAUAGUUUCUGCUGUUUUGGUGCUUCCUACUCUAAGCUUGUGGGAGGACGAUCAUCAUCAAGCUCUGGAAAGGGUAAAAGUCAUGAGGGUUUAAUCAAGUAUGGUUUCAGCCUAAUAAAAGGGAAAGCUAAUCAUCCCAUGGAGGAUUAUCAUGUCGCUAAGUUCGUGCAGAUUCAAGGACAUGAAUUGGGGCUUUUUGCUAUCUAUGAUGGCCAUUUGGGAGAUGGUGUGCCUGCAUACUUACAGAAGCAUUUGUUUUCUAAUAUCUUAAAGGAGGAAGAGUUCUGGGUUGAUCCCAACAGAUCUAUAUCAAAAGCCUAUGAGAGGACUGACCAGGCGAUUCUCUCUCACGGUUCUGAGGUGGGGCGAGGUGGGUCUACAGCUGUGACGGCAAUUUUGAUAAAUGGUCAAAAGUUAUUGGUAGCUAAUGUUGGGGAUUCGAGAGCUGUAAUUUCAAGAGGAGGUAAGGCAAUUCAAAUGAGUACAGACCAUGAACCUAACACUGAACGAGGCAGCAUAGAGCACAGGGGUGGCUUUGUCUCUAACAUGCCAGGAGAUGUCCCUAGAGUCAACGGGCAGCUGGCAGUAUCUCGUGCUUUUGGAGACAAGAGCCUUAAAUUGCAUCUGCGAUCAGAUCCUGACAUUCAAGACACCAACAUAGAUAACAAUGUACAUUUCUUAAUCCUUGCAAGCGAUGGCCUUUGGAAGGUGGUAUCAAAUCAAGAAGCUGUUGAUAUAGCAACAAGGAUUAAAGACCCAUUGAAAGCAGCUAAGCAGUUAACUACUGAGGCAUUGAAAAGAGACAGUAAAGAUGAUAUAUCCUGUAUCGUUGUUCGAUUUAAGGCGUAAAGCCUAUCGAACACUAUCUUUCUCCCAGAUCUGCGUACAUAAACUAUACUAGAUUUGCUUUACUAGGGUUUUCAUUUUGUGGAUUAGACAAACAACAAAUACAAGCUUAGCUUAGAGGUUCUGCAGUAGUAUCUAAUUUGUGAAGGAGAGUAAAGGGUUUCCCAGGCUUUGUAAAUUUACUUUAUAGAUUAGGUUGUGGUGCUUGAAAGUGUUUGAUUGAAUUAGAAAUCUGAUGUAAAUUGUCUUAUAAUCUUUUUUUAGUGAAGAAUAUUGCUUUGAUUGCA
Molecule: messenger RNA, 1495 nt
Organism: Manihot esculenta (cassava)
Lineage: Eukaryota; Viridiplantae; Streptophyta; Magnoliopsida; Malpighiales; Euphorbiaceae
Product: probable protein phosphatase 2C 10
Exons: 6
Coding region: 360-1211 (283 amino acids)
Biological process (GO): protein dephosphorylation
Cellular component (GO): nucleus; cytosol
Molecular function (GO): protein serine/threonine phosphatase activity
Source: RefSeq, a predicted model, not a curated record